GAGACUACUGUAGCCUAUGUUUUACUGAGACUUCAUCAACUCGAAGCAUGGCGACGUCCCUCUCUUCCUUUAACAAUUCAGCGAAAACGAAAGGGGCCCCUACCCCUGAACAAGCUGCUGCAGCUUUCAAUGAGCUAAGGCAGCAGCAAAGACUUUUAGCCUCAAGGAUUUCAGAGGUUGAAAUGGACAUGAAAGAACAUGACCUUGUUAUCGAAGUUUUGAAAGGUGUUGAUCCAAACCGAAAGUGCUAUCGUAUGAUUGGUGGUAUCCUUGUUGAGAGGACUGUAGAUGUUGUCCUGCCUGGCUUAGCCACGAGUCGAGACAAGAUGAAAGAGUACACUGACUCAUUGAGGGGGAACCUGGAGACUAAAGGGAAAGAACUCGUUGCGUUCCGGGAAAAGUACAACAUCAAAAUUAGAACCGAUGACCCGAAAGAUGAGAAGGAGGAGCCCUCAGCAAAAUCAGGGGAGCGACAAGCGAACAUUUUAGCCAGUGUUUAGUUGUACUUGUAGUUAAUGCAUACAGAAUGUGUGCUUGGUUGAAAUGCAAGAUGUAAGAGUUUGUGUGUGUUUGGCAGUAUAAGAGUGCUUGUGUACCCCUCUCUCGGUCUCAACUUUUUCUAAAGGUUUUAUGUUAGAAGUCUCUUGGUAGAACUAAGCAUCAUGUGUUGAUUAUAUCUUAGUUGUGGUAAAUUGUAUAAAAGUAUUUGGUCAUGCAAAAUGUUUUUCCUCCUGCAGACAAGGUAAAAUUGUUAAAUUUAAGUUUAAGACAAAUGUAUGAAUACGUGAUUCAAGAAAUGGUUAUUAAACUACUUCUCGGUAGUUCCUGUGGAUAAUAUUCAUAUAACAAUGAAACCUGUGUACAUAGUGUACCCUAUCCUUUUCUGUCUUACUUGUUUUAAAAUUGCAGUUUUGCUUGCAUUUGUGUUCUGUGCUUUUGAAUGAGUCUGGUUGGUAGAACUGUAUAUUUGGAUGGAUACAAUUCUGAAUGAAUAGAAAUGUUUUGUUGCCUGACUGGCAAGCAGAGGUGGAAGUGAGAAGUAAUUGCUCUGUGUCUUGAAAUACUGAACAAUGAAGGGGUAGGGGUAAAGACUCUCUGCUUCUCGUAGUUAUUGACAAUGUGGUUUCCUUUUGGCAUUAACUGUGUUACGUUGACAGACACACCGGCCGUGCAGGUGCAGUGCUUUAUAUUUUAUUGCAGUGCAAACGAUAGUUUUUACCGUUUUAUUGUUAGUAAUGUUAAUAUUAAUAUAAUUGCAGGGACAUUCACUGCAAUUUUGCAAUAGCAUCUUUUGUCAGACUUCUUCAGUUGUGACUUCUUUUGCAUGAAACUAGCAUUACUCGUUCAUAUAUUUAGUUCUUCUGUUUCAAGGGAGAAGUAUAUAAGAAAAGUAUAGUACAGUCGACUGCUUUCAAAAAACUAAAAAAAACCCACUAACUUCCAUUUCAGUUACAGACUAUUCGAUUCCACAUUCGAACCCUAUAAAUAAUAAUAUAAAGUGUAAGGGGUAAAUUUCUGUGAUGUAAGGGGAUUUUGAGUGUUUUCACUAAGGGUUGUAAUUUCCUGACGACAUUGAUUGAAAUCAAUCUCAAAUAUAUGACCAUAUAUUUACUGAAAGCUGGAUGGCUGGGCAGAACCAUACAACUUAAAAAAAUAACGUUUCCUUCUCCUGCUGACCUUGAUGGUCGUUAAUUCAUUUUGGUGGACGAGAGUAUGCACUUCAAAGGCCUGAAGAAAUUCGAGGAAUACAUCUGAAGUAGCAGCUAAAUUAUGGAUGAAGUAACAAAUUUAUGAGGCAUUGUGGUGAAAUCAGGCGCUCGUCAAAAUAAUAAAAUUGAAAAAAUUGGCACUUUCCAGCCAGUUUGGAAAUUUUUAUCAAAUUUUUUUUUUUUUUUUUUUUUGGCUCUUUUAGGUCCAUAAUAAAAAACAUAUUUUCAUGUGAAUUUUACUAGAAAAACAUUGAUUAAAGGCACAAAAUGUGUCAUUUGUCAGCUUUCAAAUACUCUUAAGCUGUUGGAGUUACCAAAUUUUGGUGGCCAUUUUCUUGCUAAUUUCACCCCUGAACCCUGGCGACCUCACUUCCUUCAAUUGCAAAUAUCUUGAAGAUAUAUGGGUAUUUAUUUCAUUGGAAGCAUGGCAAAUAAAUCAGCUUUCAGAUAACUCUACAUGCCUAACAAUUGACGAGCGCUUGAUUCCACCAGAUCGUGACACAUAAUUUAUGUCUGAUUGAACCAGCUGAUGACACUUAAGGAUCAUAAAUUAUAGGGGGAAAAAAUGGAUUGGGAAUAUUUUUGUGCAGUUGUCUUUUUAAGUAAAAAUGGUUUUUAAAUUGUGUAGUCUGCAUCCCAUUCAUUACUUAAAACACUGACAUUUUCUUCUUCAAAAUAAAAGUGUUUAUAUGUUUUC
Aplysia californica (California sea hare) is the source of this 2406-nucleotide messenger RNA. RefSeq names its product prefoldin subunit 2. Gene Ontology annotation, molecular function: protein folding chaperone. The coding region runs from base 48 to 500 and encodes 150 amino acids. Lineage: Eukaryota; Metazoa; Mollusca; Gastropoda; Aplysiida; Aplysiidae. The record is from RefSeq and is a predicted model, not a curated record. Gene Ontology annotation, biological process: protein folding. The transcript has 3 exons. Gene Ontology annotation, cellular component: prefoldin complex; cytoplasm.